AUGAUGUCGACUACGGUGCCGGCGAAACGUCUGAGAAUAUACCAAGUCCACUGUCUGAUGCCGGGGGAUUAUGAUAACUACUAUGGCAGAGGACUUGGACAAAGUGCGUUCAACUACGUCCUCCUGACCAACCGAUUACUCAGUGACGAGCGAAAGCUCUCGAAGCAACUAACUGAUGAACUUCAAUCGGCCAGAUCUCAAUUAGCUGAUGAGGAGGCGGAAUUAAUCCGUACUCGAGCUAAACUACAGCAGGAGAUGUAUCUACGCCUUACGAAAGAGGAGAAACAGACGCGUGCACACAAUAGACGAAUAAGUGAGCUGGAGGUCAAACUUACUGAUGCCACCAAGCGACUAGCUGAACCCAGUUUUGGUUCAGCUGACUUGGAAGAGGCUUUAUUGUCACCCAGUCAGGCUGUCGCCUUCUACAACGCGGUAAACCAAGCCACUGCUCAAUUAGCGGCAGCUCGGAAAACGGCAAUUCGUGCCGAGAAGAUGGCUCGAGAAUUGCAGGUAAGAUGUUCCUUUUAA
Messenger RNA from Protopolystoma xenopodis, 528 nucleotides. Lineage: Eukaryota; Metazoa; Platyhelminthes; Monogenea; Polystomatidea; Polystomatidae. The record is from the annotation of a GenBank genome assembly.